Baudoinia panamericana UAMH 10762 is the source of this 888-nucleotide messenger RNA. RefSeq lists its product as uncharacterized. The record is from RefSeq and is a predicted model, not a curated record. The transcript is spliced from 2 exons. Gene Ontology annotation, molecular function: protein-macromolecule adaptor activity. The coding region runs from base 1 to 888 and encodes 295 amino acids. Gene Ontology annotation, biological process: vesicle-mediated transport. NCBI's taxonomy places the organism in Eukaryota, Fungi, Ascomycota, Dothideomycetes, Mycosphaerellales, Teratosphaeriaceae.
AUGGAAGUCAAUCAUCCACGUCGCAUUCUCGCCGUCGGCGCACCUGGCUGCCCGGUGCUCGACGUCGUCGAAGAUCUCACCGGGAGUGCACCGGCUCUGAAUGAAGCAGGGACAAUCGCAGGACUGACCCACGAGUGGGAGGUGCGGACGGCGUACUACACCGCUACGGUACCCAUCUGGACAGACGAGAUUGCAGACGCGGAUGAGUGGAAGAGGGAGUUCUUGAAACCCGAAGCAGAGGAGGUUGUGCAAGCUAUUGGAGCCUACGUUUACUGCUUCUGCAUCCCACGUGAUGGAAAGAUUACAUCCGGGGUGGAGGCAACCAUGAAAGCGCUUCAGACUGUGGCCGAACACGCAGGUCUGAUGGCGGAUAAUCUACUGCUUGCUGUUGCAUUAACAAGCAGUGGUGACGGUGGGAGUGGCGUUGCCGCAUUAGAUCAUGACGCGUGGGUAGAUCUCUGCAUACAGUACGGCUUCGAAUUCAUCAACUAUGCCGCCGAGGGCAAGAACGAGUAUGACGAGCUGACAGGCUCCGCGCGUCUGAAGGAGGCCUUGGAAGCGCAUGAAUGGGCUGCCGAUGCCGCAGACGAUGGUACCGGGAUUGACACUCUUGGUCUUGGUGACGACGACGAAGUGGGAGGCUUUGACAGGGAAGAAGCUGAGAUGACUGCCGAGCUCUUCGGCAUGAAAGCGGCUCUGACGGAUGACAGUGGGCUCGACAUGGAAGCAGAACCUUUUGCACAGUCUGACCACCAAGCGGCGGAAGUGGACAGCUUCGAGCGAACAAUGGGCAAGUUGCUGGCACUUAAGGAACAUAGUACGAAUUUGACGAAAGAACAAAAGAAGAGGCUCGUAGCCAAGGCACUGCUUGACGGCGACAGUGAAUGA